AAUAUUAAGGUUGGAGCUCCCAAAAUGAAAAGAGAUGGUGAUGAAGAUGAAUAAACCCUAGUCUAAAACAUGGAAUGAAAAGAAAUGGUGGUCUCCCUUAACAAUUGGAGCAAUUGGAGCAAGGGGAGUAUAUAUAGAGUAGAAGAAAUUGGGAAUGAAAUGACCAAUAAGGAUAUAACUAAUAGGAGUAGAAUUUAAGGGUAAAUGGGUCAAUUUACACGCCAUAUUGGAUCUGGGUUUGCUCUUGCUUGUCCUCGCUGGUUUGGACUCGGUGCAAUCAACGGAAAGAGGGAGUCAGCUGCCAGUAAUGCUCGUCGCCGGAGCAGGGGGGAAGCCCUGGUCGGAGCCUCGCAGGUUGUCGCCGGUGGUUCGUCAGUUUGUCCGGGUCGGGUCGCUAGGUCUGGAAAUCUCCCCAUGCUGCUGCCCGUCGCUUGGCCUGGAGGCUCGCCGGAGGUCGCCGUCGUCACCUCUGCUCUUCGGUGUCGGAAACUCGUCGUCGCCGCUGGAGGAUGCUGGAUUGCGGCUGGGUCUGGUCGCGAUUAGCUCCGGGUCGCGUAGGAUGUCGCGAUUCCCUCCGUCUCCGUCUGAUUAGCAUUUGAUUUGGGGAAAUAAAACUUGUAGAAAUUU
Messenger RNA from Cuscuta campestris, 627 nucleotides. NCBI's taxonomy places the organism in Eukaryota, Viridiplantae, Streptophyta, Magnoliopsida, Solanales, Convolvulaceae. The record is from the annotation of a GenBank genome assembly.